AGAGAGAGGGUUAGUAAGUGUAAGGAAUAUGUUUAAGCAAGGCUCAAAUUGAGCUCUAUUAGCGUGAUUCUUCUGUAAUAUGGGAAAUUAAUGGUCAGACACACAGACUCUCAGGAAUGAUUGGACAUUUCUUGAAAUAAAUGGCAUGCUUUUGCUGGUCCAUUUCUGCAAGAAGUAAAGCUCUUGGAUGAAAACUUCAGCUUCACGCACUCGCAUACUGUAGGGUGUCAACUGAUCAACAAAGCAGAGUUGCAGUUGUGGAGAACUGAACGAAGGUGCUCAGAAUACGUUUGGACUAUUGCGCCUGAUUUACAAAAAACAUUAAAGCAAACACAAUAAAGGGGAAUUGCUUUAACAGUGAGAGUCAUGCACUGACAGAGGUAUGGAGACCAGUUCAGGAGAGGCAGGUUGGGAUGGAUCAGUCCAUGCAACUGCUGGAUGGACCAACUUCACCUUCUAUUCACUGUCAGAGCAUCCUGGACUCAACAGCACUUUCAGAGGUGGACAGUACUUCUGGUUGCCAUCUCAAAUCAGCUCCAUCAACCCAACUCAUGCCCCUGCUCUCCACAGAGGUCGGGACGUUUCUCUAGCUCGAGCAGAGAUUGCAGUUCUGGGUUUCGUUUUCGCUCUCACAACACUAGGAAACAGCAUUGUACUGUGGGUUCUGCUGAGGAGACGUAAAUACAAUGCACCCAUGCACCUUUUUAUGGUCAAUCUGUGUCUGGCAGACCUCGUGGUGGCAUUUUUUCAGGUGCUCCCUCAGCUUUUAUGGGAUAUCACAGAGAGAUUUCAGGGUCCUGAUGUGCUGUGUCGCUCAGUGAAAUAUCUGCAGAUUGUGGGAAUGUUUGCAUCGUCUUUUAUGAUUGUUGCGAUGACAGUGGACCGCCAUAAUGCCAUCUGCUGCCCCCUGCAGGCUUACAGAGGAGGGGCUGUUUCGUGUUGGAACACACCUAUCCUGGUGGCUUGGGGGAUGGCCUUUGUUCUCAGUGUGCCACAGCUAUUUAUUUUCUCAAGGUCAGAGGUCGCUCCAGGUGUGUUUGAAUGCUGGGGGCAUUUUGCUGAGUCCUGGGGUCUGAAGGCUUAUGUCACCUGGAUGACUGUAGCUGUGUUUGUGCUUCCUACCGUCAUUAUCACCAUCUGCCAGGUACGGAUUUUCAAAGAAAUCCAUGACAACAUCUACCUGAAAUCAGAGCGUGUGGUUUCUGCUGAUAUGAAGAAGAACAUGGUUCUCUUUCACCUUCCCAUCCUCAAGAAGCAGGCCAGCACGGUCAGAACGAAUGUCAGCAAUGGUGGAGAAACGAGAGAUGACCCAAAUAAAGCGAACAACAACAAGGGCUCCUCUCGUUCUAACGCAUACAACUCUAAGGAUUCACCAGAUUCACACUGCCGUGAAACAUCUUGCAAGGACAGCUACAGGUCCAGUGAUGUGACUUCACAGGCUCACAGUUAUAGUCCCAAUCACAGCAGGGUUCCAUCAUCUGAACACUGUGAUUGCUGUCAGACCUCACAUGAUCACUCUGUUCUCGAGAAGAACUCUUACAACAACACCACAGAGGAUUUGAACAAUUCCUCCAAGUCCUCUUUACCACCUUUCCGCCUCCCUCCACCUCCUACAGGCGUGUCUAAAGCCAUGUCAAAAACAGUGAGGAUGACUCUGGUCAUUGUGCUGGUCUAUACCAUGUGCUGGUCCCCCUUCUUUAUUGUACAGCUCUGGGCAGCCUGGGACCCCAACCCACCCUCCCAAGGUGUGGCAUUCACAAUCCUCAUGUUACUUGCUAGUCUGAACUCCUGCACUAACCCGUGGAUCUACACAGCCUUCUCCAGCAGCGUGUCUCGUGAACUUUUAGCAUUGCUGCGCUGUCGGCCAAAGCCCCGCAGGAGCUCCCUCCACGACCACUCCAGUGACAUCCAUACUUCCACAACCAAGGACAACUAGUUCUAACCCCUACACAAAUAACCAAGCCUUGCGCCUCCUGAAACUCAAUUGGAGAUUUAUAGCUGCAGGUGAAUCUGCCCAACGCUGUGAGAUAUAAAUAUUUAAUGACAUCUGCUAGACGUGGAGGAUUCACAUGAUCCAUUCAGAGCUGCAUAAGAAACAUACAGUAUAUGCAUGUGAGAAUAAUGACAAGACAGGACCUACGUAUCACAUUACAAGAAUUCAUGAGAAUUUUAUACAAUAUACGACUAGCUGGACCAUUGAAUACAUGACCGUUCCUUGUUUCAAUGACCAGGAAAAAGAAGAGCUUUAGAAGACAAAUGAUAUGAUUUAUUUACAAUGCGUUUUAUCAAUUCUCCAUUAUUGUGGAUGGGAGAUGAAAACAGGAGUCUUAACUCUGGAGGAGGGACGGAUCAAGGCUUUAACCCCAGAGCUGGUUGAUUCAUUCAGUUCUUCUGUCAUAAGUCUUCUUUGGAUUCAGCGCUUUCAUGGCAAGGACUGUGGAAGAGUUAUGUGAUGUAUGCGUUGAAACUGUAUCCUGGGGACAGUUAUGAACGCAGGCCAAAAUAAAUGAACAAUCAAAAUAAGAAGCAUCGUAAAAUGGAAAUGUUAAAAAUCAGAUGAGCACAAGAGAAUAUAAAGACGCUUAUUACGAAAAUCCAAGACUUAAAAGUCAAUGUGAUAGUUUCCAUAUUGGACUAAACACAGCACAUGUCCACAAACCCAUCACAAGUUGUUAUACAGUGACUGAUUUGUAUUUUAAUAUGACAGUUAUUGAAUAAUAAGGAAACUGUGGGAAAAUAAUUAUCUUAAUUAUCUUAAUAAUUAAGUGUUAUUUAUAGAGCACUUACAAAUCACAUUCAUAGAUGCUAUAAAGACAGCAUCAUGGGAAGUCAUAAAAAUAGAGGAAAUGAAAUACAAUAAUAUCAUGUUAUGUAGAGUUCCCUGAAUGCCAGUGAUACAGUAAGUAAACAGCUCUUCUCUUAUAAUAGUAUGUAGAAUGGUCACUUUAAAAGACCAGACUAUGUAAUAUAUAUAUAUGGAUAUUGAUGUAGAGAUUUUGUUUUCUUUGUAAACAGUUCUUGUGAAUUUUUUUACCUUUUAAGGUUAAAUUGAAAUGAAGGUACAUAAUUGUUAUCACAUCAAAGGUACAGUUGUUACAUUUAGCAAAAGAUUCACAAUAGGAAACGAUACAAAAUAGUAUGUUAUGAAAACACUAAAUCCAUAUUAAAGGGAUAGUUAGCCCAAAAAUUAAAUCUUUUCUAAUGUAUCUACACUUAUGUCAAUUCAAACCUACUUGACUUUCUUCUGAAGAACACAAAAGAUUAUGUUGAAGAACAUUAAUCAAAAAACUUUGGCCACCAUUGACUUCCUUAGUAUACGGAUACAAAACUACUAAAAUAUCUUGCAAAAUCUCUUCAUAUUUGAAGAACAUGAGGGUGAAUUAGAAAGUAGGCUACACGUUCAAAUUUAUUGCAAAUAGUUUUAAUUAUCAGAAUCAUACUAUAUACUUUAUAUUAUAUAUUUAUCAUGGUAACAUGCAUGUCACAGUAUAAUAGUAUUGUAUUGUUGUGAAUUAUUAUUUUUGUACAGCAAUCACC
Molecule: messenger RNA, 3537 nt
Organism: Triplophysa dalaica
Lineage: Eukaryota; Metazoa; Chordata; Actinopteri; Cypriniformes; Nemacheilidae
Gene: avpr2aa
Product: arginine vasopressin receptor 2a, duplicate a
Exons: 7
Coding region: 383-1936 (517 amino acids)
Biological process (GO): positive regulation of vasoconstriction; G protein-coupled receptor signaling pathway; regulation of systemic arterial blood pressure by vasopressin
Cellular component (GO): membrane
Molecular function (GO): peptide binding; vasopressin receptor activity
Source: RefSeq, a predicted model, not a curated record